ACUUAAAUAUAGGCCAACUUGGGUUUACAUCAAAUUGGGAAAAAUCAUGUAAAAUAUAAUUCUAGUAAACCAAUUUGAUGUAGAUUCAAGGGAAUCGUUCGCGUAUACGUCGACCUGAAUAUGUUCUUAUAAUAAACAUUGUUAAUUAAACAAUUAAAAUCAGGUCGAUGUAAGCGUGAUGUUUCAGGGCUAGCUCGUACUAAAUAUCGGUGCUGGAAAUAUACAAAGGAGAUUUUUGAGCACGUACCCGCCGAUAAUUGGGACGAGCGGAAAAAUAUAAAAUGGUGUGCUGAGGACAGGGGUAGUAAGUCAGUCCAUCGAUGUGAGUCGUAUUAUACAGUCAGUAAUUCGCGUUAUCAGUCCGUUAGUAGAAGACAGCGCAGACUGAAGAUGUUCCUGAAAAACAACAAGCAAACAUCCAGAGAGAAUAAUGAACACAACAAAAUCUAGCACAUCGAUAAUGUUUGCAGCUUCGGGAGAUGGUAAACUCUUACCCGCAUAUGUUGUAUAUAAAGCGCAACAUAUUUACUCAUCUUAGGGAAUAGGAGGACCGCGUGGAAGUAGGUACAACCGUACUCGAUCGGGUUGGUUUGAUAGAAAUACGUUCGAAGACUGGGUCAACACUGUAGCUUUACCAUAUUUAAACAAACUGGAAGGAAGAAAAGUUUUAUUGGGCGAUAAUUUAGCAUCUCACAUUUCAGUAGAUGUAAUAAAAAAACUGAAAGAAAAUAAUAUUGAUAUGAUUUUCCUCCCUCCCAAUUCGACGCAUUUAGCACAACCCCUAGAUUUGUCUUUUUUCAGACCAUUAAAAAUAGCAUGGAGAGAAAUUUUAUUGAAAUGGAAAAAGGGGGAAUGGAGGAAGGAGUCUUCUAUACCGAAGUCCAAGAAAAAUAUUUUAUCUGGAUUCAAAAAAGGUGGCAAUGUACCCCUUAAUAGGCAAGAAGUAUUAAGAUGUUUACCGGAGGAGCCUAUUGAAGUUGAAGAUGUGGAGAUCGAAGCAGCAAAUAAUUCUAUAUUAGAUCUAUUGAAGGAGUUGCGCUACACGCCUGGAAAGAGAAUCCAGUUUGAUUCGGAAUCAGACUCAGCUUCAAGUAAUAUUUACAAUGCCGAAACAGCUAAUAAUAUCGAAUAUGAUGAGCAUGAAAGUGAUCAGAGUAUGGACUUUGAGGAACCUGAAGAUACUUCACCAUCACUAUCACCAUCACCAUCACCAUCCUGUAAUAAAUAUAGUGAUAUGCUAUCUCAAACUGAUAUUAAUGUAGGAGACUGGGUUUUAGUUAAAUUUCCAGUAGAUAAGAAAAUGCAAAUAUUAAGCAAAGGGUUUAUAUAGGAAAAGUUACCCAAAAAGAUGGUCCAUCCAUUUUGAGGGAACAUUUUUGCGAAAAAGACCCUCUGCAAGAGAAAAACUGGGAAACAUAUACGUUUUUCCAAAUAUUGAAGACAGAAGUGACUUUACUUCACACCAAAUAAUUAAAAAACUAAACAAAUGGUCAGAACGCAGAGGAAUAUUUAACUUUGAAAAUAUUGACACCCAAAAAUUUGAGAAACUUUAAAUUGAUACGGACAUAUUACCUAAUACCUAGUACAUAACAGAAAAUAAGUAUAUAUUUUUAUUUGUCCUAUAAUUGUUUAAGUGUAUUUCGGUAUAUUUUCUAUAUUUGUAUGAUUUAUAUGAUGUCAUAGACACAAUGGUAACAAUACACAAUAUAUACAACUUAAAUUCCAUACAUAC
Messenger RNA from Sitophilus oryzae (rice weevil), 1732 nucleotides. RefSeq lists its product as uncharacterized. The record is from RefSeq and is a predicted model, not a curated record. Bases 740 to 1330 code for a protein of 196 amino acids. The transcript has 2 exons. NCBI's taxonomy places the organism in Eukaryota, Metazoa, Arthropoda, Insecta, Coleoptera, Curculionidae.